AUGGGCACUAAUCACACGCAAGCAACGAUCAACGAGCUCCUCGCCGGUAGCGUCGGAGGGGCGGCCCAAGUCCUCGUCGGGCAACCUCUGGACACAAUCAAGACCAGAGCUCAGAUUGCACCUAGCAUGCUCAGCCCCCUCCUCGGCGUCGCAGGCGUCAACUCGCUCCUCUUCGCCUCCUACGCCCUUUCCAAACGCAUCGUCUCUCCCUACCCCGACAAGACACUCAAAGAGAUCGCUCUGGCAGGUGCAAUGGCCGGCGCGGCUAACGCUGUAUUAGCGAGUCCGGUGGAGAUGUUCAAAGUGCGAAUGCAGGGCCAGUACGGUGACAAGUCGGAUAAACGCCUGCGUGCUGUGUUUACGGAUAUGUGGAGGGAGUAUGGGUUCAGGAAGGGGAUCAUGAGGGGGUACUGGGUCACAGUCGUCCGUGAAAUUCCCGCUUACGCCGGAUUCUACUCUGCUUUCGAAUUCUCAAAACGAAACUUCCGGAAACACUACGGGGAUAACCUACCCGUGUGGGCUCUGCUCGCAAGUGGUUCCACGGGAGGCAUCGCGUAUUGGUUGGCGUGCUACCCUCUAGAUGUCGUGAAAUCUCGAAUUCAGCUACGGCAAACGCCGCCAACGGGGACGCCCGUUCAGUAUAUCGCCAGUGAACUAAAAGCCAUCGUGCAAGAAUCAGGACCGAAAGGAUUGCUACGGGGUCUUUCACCGUCAUUGCUUCGAAGUAUUCCAGCUGCUGCGAGCACAUUUGCUGCUUUCGAGUUGACACGAGAGUACCUCGCUUCUGUGACUGGAGUUUAG
Coprinopsis cinerea okayama7#130 is the source of this 801-nucleotide messenger RNA. Its product is annotated as mitochondrial ornithine transporter 1. Gene Ontology annotation, molecular function: L-ornithine transmembrane transporter activity. The transcript is spliced from 9 exons. The record is from RefSeq and is a predicted model, not a curated record. Bases 1 to 801 code for a protein of 266 amino acids. Lineage: Eukaryota; Fungi; Basidiomycota; Agaricomycetes; Agaricales; Psathyrellaceae. Gene Ontology annotation, biological process: mitochondrial L-ornithine transmembrane transport.